GAGUUGGUGCGGCGGGUGAGGAAGGCGGGCCGUACGUGGCUCUGCAUCUGCGCUACGAGAAGGACAUGCUGGCGUUUACCGGGGUGCUCGCACGGGCUAUCCCAGGCGCAGGCACACGAGCUCACAGCUACAAGGCGCAAGCGGACGAGCUCACUGCUACGAGGCGGGCCACGAAGCAGUGGCGAGUGAAAGACAUCAACGCAGCAGAGCAGAGAGCGCAGGGCAGCUGCCCCAUGACGCCCCGUGAGGGGGGGGUGCUGCUCUCAGCGCUGGGCUUCCCCAACCACACGCGACUCUACAUCGCUGCGGGAGAGAUCUACGGUCACUGGAUGAUGGCCUCUCGUCCCCCCCACUGCUCCACACCUCCUUUUCCCCUCCCUCGUCCCUCCCCCUCGUUCCACCCCUCUCCACCCCUUUCCCUCCCUCCCCAACCAUUUCUCUCCUUCCCCACCCUCCAUACUUCGGGAGACCCUAGCAACCCCGGAGAAGCUAGCACCCUAGCAGCACAUCAGAGCGCCAUGGCAGCAGUGGUGUACCUGGAAACUCUAGCAACAGCAGAGGAGUUAGCACCGCUGGGAGCGCAUCAGAACGCCAUGGCGGCAGUGGACUAUCUUGUAUCGGAAACUCUAGCAACAGCAGAGGAGCUGGCACCGCUGGCAGCACACCAGAACGCCAUGGCAGCAGUGGACUACCUCGUGUCCGUGCAGGCUGACGUGUUCCUCGCCACCUACUCGGGCAACAUGGCCCGCGCUGUUGAAGGGCACAGGCGAUUCCUGGGGCACAAGAGGACGAUCUCCCCGGACAAGAAGGGGUUGGUUCAACUGAUAGAUCGGCUGGACAGAGGCGAGCUACAGGAGGGACCUUCGUUUUCUGAGCUCGUGUGCCUGCUGCACAUGCACAGGAGAGGAGGAGGAGGAGGAGGAGGAGGAGGAGGAGGAGGAGGAGGAGGAGGAGGAGGAGGAGGAGGAGGAGGAGGAGGAGGAGGAGGAGGAGGAGGAGGAGGAGGAGGAGGAGGAGGAGGAGGAGGAGGAGGAGGAGGAGGAGGAGGAGGAGGAGGAGGAGGAGGAGGAGAGGAGGAGGAGGAGGAGGAGGAGGAGGAGGAGGAGGAGGAGGAGGAGGAGGAGGAGGAGGAGGAGGAGGAGGAGGAGGAGGAGGAUGAUGAUGAUGAUGAUGAUGAUGAUGAUGAUGAUGAUGAUGAUGAUGAUGCACAUGCCCAGCUGGGAUGGUGGUGA
Molecule: messenger RNA, 1232 nt
Organism: Closterium sp. NIES-65
Lineage: Eukaryota; Viridiplantae; Streptophyta; Zygnematophyceae; Desmidiales; Closteriaceae
Source: the annotation of a GenBank genome assembly